UAUUUUUUUUAAAUAAUGAUUUUUUAAAAUAGUUACAUGACAAUAUAAGAAACUUCUGGACCAAUAGCACCAUUGCAAUUAAGUUGUAGACUUCGGUUGAUAAUAUGAACAUGCUUCUAAUAUCAGUCUUAUGAAAAACAAAACCUAAGAAGUUAGUCAUAUGAAAAUCUUUAUUGCAAAAUGUGAAGAACUUAACACAAAGUGGUACCCUUAGGUAAUUAGUUAGUCACCCUGUCGUAAACUUAAAACGCAUAAAUAAAAGAUUUCUGUCAAGCUCUCGUGUUUACAAGAGAGAAAUUACAAGCAAUAAAUGGAUUUCCUGCAAUAGAAUUUGUAUUUAUCACAUGAGUUGAUAUGAAAGAAGUGGAUAAUUCUUUUCGAUCAUUUUGUUUUAUUCUUGUAAAAAUAUCGAAUUGGAUCCUGCCUCUUUACAAUAACUCUGCGUGCCAAAUCUGACACGCGUGGCGCAGUAGAUUGUCUACCCCUUGUUUAAGAGUAGGUCCUGGCACAGGGUUAAGUUUCGCAUGACGGCCUCCAGACUAAACACAGGUCUUCGUGACAUUACAGCAUGUAUUGAUUAUUUGAUUGUACAUGCGUGUCCUACUAAUAGUUGCAAGCACCUGUACAUUGUGUCUGAGACUAUCCCCGACACAUGUACACACCAACACGUACGAACUGGUACAUUAGAUAAGAAAAGGAAAGCGUCUUGUGUAAUGAAUAAUUUAUAACAACCCAUACGUGUAUGUGGGUAUCUGUGUAUGUGUAUCAUAUCAAUAAGUUCAACAGACUAGAUGUUAUAAGCAGUCUGAGAAAAGAUAUUGAUGUCGAGAUAGUGUGCAGACUACAAGUACACAGUAGUCUACGAUACACGCUAAACCUUCUAAUAAUUUGUGUACUCGCUCUGUCAGACCUCGAAUGAUAAACAUAUCUUGAUGAGUCCUGACGGCAUUCGAGACUACCGCCCGCACCUAGUGGAAGACACCCAUGUCAUUGGUAUUGGAGAAACCUCACCUCUAUUUAGUUCGGACACCAGUUAUCUGUUUCGACCAGCUCCGGGCGCCACUUCUCAGAAACCACGAUGUGCUUUGCCUGGGGAGAUUGGCUGGGGCGUCCCUUGGCUGGUAGACUGGGCUCCACCCAGAACGGGACAGCAGAUAGUGCUCGGGGAUUUUCGACAAUUAGCCGAAGACAAAAAGACGCAUGAGUUUAUUGGAGCUUGGUUUCCUGGACCCAAAGAGAUGGACCCCACUUUGCCUAGAUCAGCUUCCUCUGGACGUCCGUGUCUUUCUUCUAAAAGCAAGCAUUCAGCACUCGUCCUUGAAGAGGCACGGCGACAAACGGAGUCUGAAGACAGCUCAUCGCACAGAAUUAACAUCGAUGGACAAGUGUUUACUAAAAACUGGGCUUCAACAGAUUUCCGGUAUCCGCAGAUUGACAGCCUGCGCAUGCGCACAUUCGAAUCCAUCCAGCCUCGAGUUUUUCAAAAAUACUGUUAAUUAAGAAGUCAUCGCUGUUUAAUUUUAAAGUUUUCUUGUGACUUAGUGAACACUAUCUGCUUCAAAGUUUUCUUGUGACUUAGUGAACACUAUCUGCUUCAAAGAGUGUGCUUUUGUUCUUAUGGAUAAUGUUUUCUCAUUGUAAUUGUAUUUCAACAGAUGACUAAAAGCACGAGUUCCAUUGGUCUCUCUAAGGUCACGUGAUCUACUUGAUGGGAUUUCUUAGUUAUGAACUAGUUGCACCUUGAGCAUUGUUUUAGUUGUUUUUUUCCUACUUAUUCAAGAAUAUACAUCUAUUCUAAGAAUGACCUACUAAUUUUGAAAUACACUUCUAGUCUUAGAACUAUCUUUAAGCAAAACAAAACAGGAAAUAAGUGAAAUACCCAUUAAAGUCCAUUGACUAAUUCCAGUAUCAUCAGCAAAAGGGCUUUUCAUGCUGAACUUAAACUAGUCAAGGCAAAGUUUAUAAAGUGAUUAAUACUUGUUAUUUAAAGUUUGUGGUAAUAUAACAGGUCCCUUUGACUCCAAUAAAAAUGUCAUAGGCCUAUUAAAUAACUUAUGAAUGAAAAAAAAGUUUUAUUGAAAGAAAAAAAAAACAUAUAA
This is a messenger RNA of Biomphalaria glabrata, 2099 nucleotides long. RefSeq lists its product as uncharacterized. The record is from RefSeq and is a predicted model, not a curated record. The coding region runs from base 933 to 1496 and encodes 187 amino acids. The transcript has 6 exons. NCBI's taxonomy places the organism in Eukaryota, Metazoa, Mollusca, Gastropoda, Planorbidae.